AUGACGGUUCAAACGGAAGGAGAAUCAGCUCCCGUGAGCUUCAACGACAGCGAAGAAGAAGAGGAAGAAGAAGAUGCAGUUUCAGAUGUUUCAGAUGAGGAAGGUUCAGAAGACGACGAGGAGGACGAUGAGGACGAAGGUGAAUUGUACACAUUGGAUCAUUAUGAUGAGGAAAACUUGCCGGAACAUUCCUGUCGAUACUGCGGCAUUUACGAUCAAUCCUGCGUGGCACUCUGUGUGGAAACCAACAAGUGGUUCUGCAAUGCUGCCGUAGGAAGUGGUGGAUCCCACCUGGUACACCACUUGGUGAGAAGUAGAUCACAUCAAGUGCGAUUGCACCCAGAGUCUCCUUUAGGCGACACUGUCUUGGAGUGUUACAACUGCGGAAGCAAAAAUGUCUUUUUGCUGGGAUUUGUGCCAGCCUCUAGUUCUUCCGUUGUGGUCCUUCUCUGCCGCGUCUGUGUCGAGACCGUUCCAGCACUCAAGGAUAUGGACUGGGAACUAGCUCAAUGGCAUCCCCUCAUUCAAGAUCGAAAGUUCCUCCCCUGGUUGGUAAAGGCGCCCUCGGAUAAGCACUUGCUAAGGGCUCGUGAUAUUUCUCAAGCUCAAAUGACCAAGAUGGAGGAACUCUGGAAAAAGGAACCGGAUGCUAGAUUUGCGGACUUGGAUCGACCAGAAGUUGCCGAUGACGAGGAAAUGGCACCCACACUCUUGCAGUACGAAGAUGGAUUUCAUUAUCAAAACGUUCUCGCACCACUCGUCAAGAUUGAAGCCGACUACGAUCGUCAAAUCAAGGAAAGUCUUACCGAAGAAUCCAUUUCCGUUCGUUGGGACAAGUCCUUGGCUGGAAAGAAUGUUGCUACCUUUGCCUUUCACCGCAUGGCAGUGGAACAAUCCAGAAUCAUGGUGGGGGACGAACUCCGACUCAAAUUGGGAGAAGGUGCUCAAUACCUAUAUGGCCGCAAGUGGGAAGGCGUUGGCUAUGUCAAGGGUAUUCAAGAUGGUGACGUCGAACUCGAGCUCCGCACCUUGGGCAACGUUCCAGACCAAAUUUUUGAUGAUUACAUUGUGGAAUACAUUUGGAAAUCAACGUCCUACGAUCGCAUGCAAAAUGCAAUGAAGACCUUUGCCAUUGAUGAUACCAGUGUGACUGGCUACAUUUACCACAAAUUGCUCGGCCAUCCAGUCGAAGAUCAAUGCAUCGCUACGGCAAAGCUACCAUCACCAAAGGAAGACUUUUCAGUUCCAGGGUUGCCGCCACUCAACGAGUCGCAGAUUGAGGCAGUAUCCACAGUCCUCCAAAGACCAUUGAGUUUGAUUCAAGGGCCGCCUGGAACUGGAAAGACAGUCACAUCAGCGACGUUGGUGUAUCAUUUGACCAAGCAAAACAUGGGGCAAGUCUUGGUCACAGCACCGUCCAACGUUGCAGUCGAUCAAUUGACCGAAAAGAUUGCUUCCUCGGGUUUGCGUGUGGUGCGAUUGGCUUCCAAGACUCGAGAGGCAACCAAUUCUUCUGUGGAUCACCUUUGUUUGCACAUUAUGGUCCCACAAGCCGCCGGAGACGAAUUCAAUAAGUUGCAGCGCCUCAAGGAUGAAAUUGGAGACUUGUCAGAGAGAGACCAAAAGAAGUACCGCUCGUUGAGAAACCGCACCGAGCGAGAAAUUCUUCAGGCCGCUGAUGUGAUUUGUUGUACUUGUGUCGGUGCAGGAGAUCCCCGUCUCAAAAACUUUCGAUUCCGUCAAGUCUUGAUUGAUGAGGCCACUCAAGCUAUUGAAGCCGAGGCGCUCAUUCCAAUUGCCAUGGGAGCGAAGCAGGUGAUAUUUGUGGGAGAUCACUGUCAAUUGGGACCAGUUGUCAUGUGCAAGGCAGCUGCAAAGGCAGGGCUCACCCAAAGUAUGUUUGAACGUUUGGUGCUGGUCGGAAACCGUCCCAUUCGGUUGCAAGUGCAGUAUCGUAUGCACCCAGCUCUUUCCGAAUUUCCCUCCAACAUGUUCUACGAAGGAAGUCUGCAAAAUGGUGUCACCGAAACGGAUCGUCAACUCCUGAAUUUGCCAGGUUUCUCUGGAAAAGAGGACUUUCCAUGGCCAGUCCCCAGCAAGCCCAUGUUUUUCUAUUCCAUUUCUGGAAUGGAAGAAAUUUCAGCUUCGGGAACCUCCUACCUCAAUCGAACCGAAGCGUCCUAUGUGGAAAAAGUGGUAACCUACCUCUUGCGAAUGGGAGUCACUCCAGCUCAAAUUGGUGUCAUUACACCGUAUGAUGGACAAAAGAAAUAUGUUUCGGAGUAUAUGCGUCGUUCAGGCAUGUUGACCAGUGCGCUUUAUGAGGCAAUUGAAGUAGCUUCUGUCGAUGCUUUUCAGGGUCGUGAGAAGGACUAUAUUUUGGUUUCUUGUGUCCGUUCCAGUGAGACGCAAGGUAUUGGAUUCUUGUCGGAUCCUCGUCGUCUUAAUGUGGCUUUGACUCGAGCUCGUUUGGGAAUCAUUUUGUUGGGUAACCCUCGUGUCUUGAGCAAAAAUGCGCUCUGGGCAGCACUCUUGUUGCACUUUAAGGAGUACGAUUGUCUAGUCGAAGGCCCAUUGAACAACUUGCAGCCAAGUUUCAUGACUUUUGCUAGACCUCGUCGCAAUCCAGCCAGCGAUUCACGAUAUGCCUUCACUGCACUUGCCCGAGGUGGCUGGGAUGGCCGUUGGGAAGACCGCAGAGAUGGGGGGAAGGAUCAGCAGGUGGCCCGAGGCUUCAAUGUGGGUGCUGGCAGACGUGGAAAGCGCAAGGAUGGACAAGCAGAUUCUCGCUUUGAUUCACGAUACAACAAUGCUUCUGAAGGAAACAACAAUGACAGCGAUGUGAAUUACAGUGGAAACGGCUUGCCCAUUCCCAAAUUUGCCCCACUACCAAGUUAUGGAGAUCACCCCGGGGACGAUGCCAGUAGUGUCGGAGGCGAUAGUGCUUUCAGUGGCUCACAAUUUAGUGGAAGUAUCAACACUAACCGCUAUGCUGGAGGAAACGACCGUGGUCCAAAUGUUGGAUAUUACGUGGGAGGCCCCUAG
Messenger RNA from Cylindrotheca closterium, 3045 nucleotides. The record is from the annotation of a GenBank genome assembly. Lineage: Eukaryota; Bacillariophyta; Bacillariophyceae; Bacillariales; Bacillariaceae.